AUGAACUCCCGAUCCCUCCGCCGUCUCGCUGCCGACCACGCCUCCCUCCACACCUCGGGCCUCCCGCCCAACUACCUCUUCCCCCCCACCACCUCUCCCUCGGACCUACCCUCGGACCUCACCAGCCUCGACGUCCUCCUCGCCGGCCCCCAAGGCACCCCUUACUCCUCAGGCCUCUUCAAACUGCACCUCGACAUCCCGCCGACCUACCCCGCGUCCCCCCCCACCGCGCACUUCCGCACCCGCAUCUGGCACCCCAACAUCGACGAGCACUCGGGCGCCGUGUGCGUCGAGACGCUCAAGCGCGACUGGAGCUCCUCGCUGCGCCUGCGCGAUGUCUUAGUAACUAUUAGUUGUCUUUUGAUCCAGCCGAAUCCCGCCAGCGCGCUGAACGAGGAUGCGGGCAGGUUGGCCGUCGAGGAUUGGGAGGGGUUUUGUAGGAGGGCGCGGUUGAUGUGUGGGGUUCAUGCUGGGGUUCCGGAGGGGAUGGCCGAGGCGGUUAGGGAGGCGCAGAGGAGGGGGGAGGAGGAGGAGGAGGAGAAGAAAAAAGAGGAUGAGGAUGAGGAGGAAAAGAGGGGAGAGACUGAAAAAGAGAAGGCGGACCAGGAGGAGAAGAGGAAGAGCGAUGGCAUGUUAAGAUCCAGCAAGGGCAAGGAGAAAGCCGUCGUCCCCACCGAGGACGAGGAGAACGAUACACGAACGCUAUUCACCCGUGAUACCGUCGCCGACGCGGAGAGUGACCCCGAAGGCGAUUGGAUUCCUGGGCCCCCGGCACAUAUGCCUGCCGUCACGCCUAGCGUGUCCGGGCCCCUGAGGACAACGGCAAAGGAGAACGUCUUGGGUAUCAAGGGGCUUGAGGGACUUCAGAAGGACGACGGCGACGGCGACGGCGACGCCAUGGCCGUCGACGGACCUCCACUUGCAGGCCCAAAGAGUGCCGAGUUGUCGUCUACCGUGGGAUCAUUCGGCAAACAUUCGUUCAGCUUGAGAGUGCCAUCUACAACGGAUUUGAAUGGCGCAGCUGUCGAAGGACUUCUUUCCUCGAGCUCCAUCUCCCCUCUCGCCCGCAACAAGAACAACAGCACCAAGACCACCGCCACUCAGCCUUCCCCCGGCCUCACCCUCACCACUCAAGAUCCCCACACUGCGCACCCACUCCUCACGGAAUUCUCAUGGACUUGGCAAGAUGCGCAGAUUCUGUACUCCUCUUCUCCCUCUUCCUCUCCCGCCACCUCGGCCGCAGUCAAGAAACGCCACGCGACGCCCGACUUCGCCGCGCGCGCCGCGUGGGAGGUGAGCCGGUUGCGGCGCACGGGUGGGGACCUGCGGAGGUACAAUCGCGGGGAUUGGGGGCCUAGGGUGGGGGUUGGGCGGCUGUAG
Westerdykella ornata is the source of this 1380-nucleotide messenger RNA. Its product is annotated as UBC-like protein. The record is from RefSeq and is a predicted model, not a curated record. The transcript has 2 exons. NCBI's taxonomy places the organism in Eukaryota, Fungi, Ascomycota, Dothideomycetes, Pleosporales, Sporormiaceae. Bases 1 to 1380 code for a protein of 459 amino acids.